Messenger RNA from Oryzias melastigma (Indian medaka), 1023 nucleotides. RefSeq names its product transmembrane protein 128 (gene tmem128). Lineage: Eukaryota; Metazoa; Chordata; Actinopteri; Beloniformes; Adrianichthyidae. The record is from RefSeq and is a predicted model, not a curated record. The transcript is spliced from 4 exons. The coding region runs from base 91 to 585 and encodes 164 amino acids.
UGUCUACGUCACAAAAGUGCGACCCAGAGAGUACUAGCUAGGAACGCUAGGACUUUUAGCUCGCAGGGCUAAUGUGAAUUGAUCAUCAAAAUGAUUAAUUCAAAUGAGUUGUCAGCCUUGAGGAACAGGUUCAAGAGAGAUGCGGACCUUUUAAUGCAAACGUCUGCAACAAGUGUCGAAGACGAAAAGAGCCAGGAGGAGAAAGAUUUGAAACCCCUUCCCCGCAUCAAUAAACACUCCGUAUUCUGGAUCGCUGCAUCUGCUGGUGUCACUUACUAUGUGGAUUUCUUUCACGUCGUUUUGGAAAGCGACGAAAUCAAAAGCUGGUGGUUCAAUGUUGGCUUGACACUCCUUGGGAUCUGCUUGACUCUGGCAAUGUUCUGCAUUGUGUACUUGGAGUGGUUCAAAGGCAUCCCGCACUACGACCAAGAGUACCCCGCCAUUCCUCCCGUCACCACUGCAGCCUUUAUCGCUGCGUCCUGCAGCUUUAACAUUGCACUGUGGCCGGUGUGGUCCUUCUUCACUCCAAUCAUUCUCUUCACACAGUUCAUGGGCGUAGUCAUGUUCAUCUCUUUGCUUGGAUGAAUAGAAAAGGAGGGAUUUUAUUUUUUUAAAUGUGCCUUUUUAUUUAUUGUAUUGGCUUUAACUGCUUUGGUUAUUUACACCAGAUUUUUUACCAAAAAAAGGCUAACGAUUUCUCUGAAAGUAGUUAAAAAAAGAGGGUUUUUUGUCAUUUAUAACAAAAAUUAUUAUUUUUUUUAAAUGUCCUUUAAACUUUUCUUUUAACUGCUUUUUUUCUUUUACAAUCGUCAGUUCCAUAAUGUAACUCAAUAUUUGUCAUCAUGAAAUAAUGCGUACUUAAGGCUAAGAUAUUAAACACAUUUCUCUUAAAAAAAUGUUUGUUUUAAUAUGUUUAGCUGUGUUAAAAAAAUUCCCUGAACUAAUUUUCUUUUUAACAAUGUUUUCUAUUUGAUACGUUGUCCUUGUAAAAGUGAUGCUCAAAUAAAGAAUUUUCCAGAAUCA